Molecule: messenger RNA, 7092 nt
Organism: Hemibagrus wyckioides
Lineage: Eukaryota; Metazoa; Chordata; Actinopteri; Siluriformes; Bagridae
Gene: angptl6
Product: angiopoietin-like 6
Exons: 7
Coding region: 314-1807 (497 amino acids)
Source: RefSeq, a predicted model, not a curated record
UGUGUCUCCCAUCCUGCACUUCAGUUCCAAAUCUCUCUGUAGUGUAGCAGAUAGGACCAAAGCCUAAAGCUUUUCUGUAGCUUAGAUUUUCACUAUUUUUAUUUCCUAAUUUUUUAAACUUUGCAGUAUUUCUUUUCUUAGCUUUUGUGCUUCUUCUUCUUUUUGAACUCACUGUAGAUUGAGAUUGUUUUGACGAGUUUCAGUGAGACCCAUCCUCAACUUCAAGCCUGCUCGGAGAGGACAGAGAGCCACAGGACACCAGCAGAGAUUUAUUUUCUUUCUUGUUAUAAAGUGGUAAACAUUGGACACUACGAUGGAGACGUGUACAAAGAGAAGUGUGCUGUCUCUCCUCUUGCUCUUUGUGUGUUUAGUGAAGUUUGGUGUAAAUGGUGGUAAAGACACGCCUCAUCCUGACACCUCUAAGAGCGAAGGGGCUCCCAAACGCCCGUCUCGUUCCUCUGAUCCCAAAGCUGGCCGCUGCUCGUACACCUUCAUUGUUCCUCAGCAGAAGCUGAAGGGGGUGCUGUGUGUGAGCACCGAAACGAUGCGGGCCAACGGUUCUGAGACCGCCGACCUGCGAGCUCAACUCAAUAACCAGCAGGAGCAGCUUGAGAGGUUGCGCGUACGUGUGGAGCAGGACGGAGCGCUGGCGAGCGAGGUGAGAAUCCUGCGAAAAGAAAGCAGCAUCACGAACGCCCGCAUCACCCAACUGUACGCCCAGCUGCUGCACGAGAUCAUUAACAAGCAGGAGCAAGCGGUGGAGCAGCGACGUCUGGAGGAGCUGCUGCUGAACACCACCUUACAGGUGCUGCAGAUAUCUAACAGUUACAGAGAGCUGGAGAAAAAAUACGAGGCUCUCACUUCCCUGGUGAACAACCAGAGUCAACUAAUGACACAGCUGGAAGGGUGGUGUCAGGUAAGCACCAUCACCAAACCACAGCAGGUCGAUCAGUCCAGCGUCGUGCAGAAAGAGAGCGUCGAGCCUAAACAUGAAGUCAGGAACAUUCAGAGAGACCAAAGUGCUUCUCUGCAACAGAAACAAACAGUGCAGGAGUUUCAUGGGCUCCUCGCCAUGGCCACUGAUCUCCCUACAGACAUGCCCUUCAUCAGCUUCCCUGCCACUAAGUCACCAGGGCCAUGGAAAGACUGCCAGCACGUCCUGGAUUCAGGAGAAAGCAUCAGUGGCAUCUACCUGCUGCGUCCACAAAAUUCCAACCAGCUGUUCCAGGCUUGGUGUGAUCAGAACCGCGCUCAGGGAGGAUGGACCGUCAUCCAGAGAAGACUGGAUGGAUCCGUCAACUUCUUCAGGAACUGGGAUCAGUACAAGCAAGGCUUUGGGAAUCUGGAUGGUGAGUACUGGUUGGGUCUGGAGAAUCUCUACUGGCUGAUCUCACAGGCUUCCUACAAGCUCAGAGUGCACAUGGAGGACUGGCAGGGCCGGCAGGUGUUCGCAGAGUAUGACAGCUUCUACAUAGAGCCUGAAAGCGACUGGUACCGCCUGAGACUGGGAUCCUACCAGGGCACUGCUGGUGACUCUCUUUCCUGGCACAGCAAUAAAGCUUUCACCACACUCGACCGUGACAAGGAUGCCUAUUCGGGUAACUGUGCUCAUUACCAGAAGGGGGGCUGGUGGUAUCACAUGUGUGCUCACUCAAACCUUAACGGGGUUUGGUACAGAGGAGGUCAUUACCGCAGUCGCUACCAGGACGGAGUUUACUGGGCUGAGUUCCAUGGAGGCUCAUACUCUCUCAAGAAGGUCACCAUGAUGAUUAAACCUAUCAAACCCACUGAAGUACUGGUGAAGUAAAGCCUGGUACUGAAUACUGAACUGUACAGAUGGGCAAACAUCAGAGGAACAGAAAUAACCUGACAGAAAAGUGAAACAGUUUCAUUCUGCUGAAAUUGAUGACUGCAUCUGUUUGGAACAUAUUAUUUACCUCAGCAUUCUGAAUGAAAUACUGUGUUGUUGACUUAGUGUCAGUGGUGGUGUUAUUUGCUAGACCAGUUUUAGGAGGCUUUAUCCCCCCAAAUACUCUUUAACCCCCUAAAAUAAAUGCACAUUAUUAGUUUAUAUUAUCAUAGUUUUUUUAUUUUUUAUUUUUAACUAUCAGCCUAUCAUGGUCCAGUGGUUAUUGAAGAACCCAUAGAGACCCUGCACUGAAACCUACAGUGGCCUCUGGUCCUGGUAAAUGCAAACUGUUAUACAAAUUAAUGAAAAAUUGGGGUGACAGAUGUAUCAUUGUGCUUCCUAAUCUACAAUGACUGACAGCUGUAUAAAUGUUUUGGACUCUCCAAUAGCAACACUGUGAAAGCCCCACCCCAAGGUUUUUCCCCAAAGUUGUGGUUAUGUGGCACAUCCACUUUCUGACAAGGUGAAUGGAGAAUGCUUUAAAUACAUUCGACAAGACAUUAGUGUUUUCAGGCUUAUUUAUAAAAUGUUUAUGUAUAAGAGAAGCACAUAUUUCUUGUGUCAAAAAAAUAAUCAGUUCUUACGGUGAUAAAUAGGUUUAUAUGAAGUGUUAAAUCUGAUGUUUUACAAAUAAUUAUAGGUAUAGUUAUAAGUACACUUUCUUAUUAGGAGCUAUGGAAGAAAGAAAGAACAGAGUUAAUUUUUUUUUAGUUGUGAAAGACAAGACCUGAAAGAUGUCAUCCAAUAAAACUAAAUCAAAAUAAGAAAGGAUUUGAGUGCAAAUGAUGAAUUGAGAUCAGCUAAACCCUCACCCACAAAUCCCUUAUUUAUUGUACAUGUCAUAUGUAUAUGACACACCCGAGCUGAUUCCUUAUCACAAUAUAUGCUUAUGUAUAUGUUAUAUAAGAUUUCUUCCUCUCUUCACGCAUAAAAUUGGUGGGAAAAGGUCAUACCUGACAACCCUCAACAUAAGAAACCUUUAGUCUUUAUGCCAGUGUGGUCUUCCCCUAGCCCUAUUUUUAUACACAACACCUUCUCUCCUAGUGCUCUUUACUCUUCACCCAUUUUCAGAAUAGGGGUUCCUAUGUGGUACAAAUAAUCUGAAAUGAAAUAAGACGUUUCCUUAUUUAACCUAAACAGUCAUGUAACUAACUAAAGUGAGCAGCUUGGAUUGAGGGAAAAAAAGGGAAAGAAAAGAAGAGAAGUAAAAUCUGCUGAAUAUAAUUAUGAGUCAUACACAUGUCCACACACACUUGUUGGGGAUGCAGUCCAAAAUCUUUUUAACUAUAGAUGAAGUACUCCAUGCAAGACAUUUCUUAAUAGGCCUUUUAUGAACAGUUUCUAUGAGGUAAAUUUGCUCUAAGCCUACUCACAACUGUUAAACCACAAGACGAGAAGCAAAAGCUACUGAAUAUAAAGAAGCUUAAGCAGGUGCUUCCUCUUUUAAUGCCCUUCCAUACUGCUGGCAUAGCCGCCAGCAGUCUGACAGGUUAGUGGGAAGCCUUCAUUCACCUCAAAAAUUUUUUUUGCAUUAAGGUCCCUUUAACCCCUGUGUCUCCUCAGGGCCUGUGGAAUCGUCCCCACUGUUUUCCCUGUUACUGCACCACUGCUGACAUGACACAACUUUACAACUCCACAAGUUAGCCUUGGCUAAUGGCAGGUUAAAUUAGAUUAGAUUAAAUCCUGUAAAGAAAAUAAUUGGUUUGACAGGAAGUCAUAUCCUAGCUAGUUGUAAAUUAAUGCAAAUGUACAGUGAUUAAAUUGAGGCCAGGUUGUAAAAAUAAACACGGGUAUAUGUAUAAUUACACACCGAACAGGCAUAACAUUAAUACAUUAAUAUUGUGCUGGUCCCCCUUGCAUGCACUGACCCAUCAUGCACUGUGUAUUCUGACACCUUUCUAUCAGAAUCAGCAUUAACUUCAUUUGAGCAACAGUAGCUCGUCUGUUGGAUCGGAUCACACGGGCCAGCCUUCGCUCCCCACGUGCAUCACUAAGCCUUGACCGCCCAUGACCCUGUCUCCGGUUCACCAUUGUUCCUUCCUUGGAACACUUUUGAUAGAUACUGACCACUGCAGACCGGCAACACCCCACAAGAGCUGCAGUUUUGGAGAUGCUCUGAUCCAGUGGUUUAGUCAUCACAAUUUGGCCCUCCGUCAAACUCGCUCAAAUCCUUAACACACCAACUUUGAGGACAAAAUGCUAAGAGGUUUCCGCUCUACUCGUGUGACACUGUUUAUGUUUGUUUGCUUGAAUGCUCGCAAAUAGUGAAGCCAAUUUUGUACUGUGUAGAAAGAGUUCCAUGUGUAGUGCUCGGAGCAACCAGGAUUUAGCAAGUGGAAACGUCCUUGUUAGUCGGAUUUCUUUAACAUUUUUAAUAUGUACUGCUAAGUUAUGUAACAAAGUCUAAAAGAACACUGGGUAUGUAAAUCUCGGCAGAUGCAGCGGAAUCAUGUGGCGACGGGUGUUCUAGCGGUAAAUGCUAACGGAUCUGGUAUGUAAUUUUCAUAAUUAAACUAUUCCAGUAGUGUGUUUAUGAGAUAAUUGAAGUUAUUGAUUUUGGUUAAACACACACGUGGACAAAAUUGUUGGUACACUUCCAUUAAAGAAAGAAAACCACACAAUGAAUACUAAAGGGACAUUUUAAACUAAAGCGUGUCCUGUAAUUAGCCUCACAGGUGUCUUCAAACUUGUAAUCAGUCAGUCUGUCUAUUUAAAAGGUUAAAAGUAGUACACUGUGCUGUUUGGUAUCAUGGUGUGCACCACACUGAACAUGGACCACAGAAAGCUAUAGAGAAAUUUGUCUCAGGGGAUUAGAAGGAAAAUUAUAGACAAGCAUGUUAAAGGUAAAGGUUAUAAGACUAACUUUAAGCAGCUUCAUGUUCCUGUGACUACAGUUGCACAUAUUAUUCAGAAGUUUAAGGUCCACAGACCGCAGUCAGUUGGUGACAAAUCGAAGAGACAGGUAAUACGGAUGGUAACCAAAGAGCCCAGAACAAUUUCCAAAAAGAUUAGAGGUGAACUCCAAGGUCAAGGUACAUCAGUGUCAGAUCACACCAUCCAUCUCUGUUUGACACGCCAUGGAGUAGACCUAUACACAGGAUUCAGAAGGCACUGCUUUAUUAUUUAUUACUGCUAUAUAACACAAGACAUGGGGAAACUAACCUAACAACAAAGACAUGAUAACACUAACAGAAACCUGACUAACAAACAUGAACCAUAGAACAUCGAGCAAUGACCGACAAAGACAGGUACAAAAGGAUCCCUAUUUAUAGGGUACAACAUUAGGACUAAUGGGGAACAGGUGACAUGGUGGGAAUGAGAAUAGGAAAGGCGUGGCACAAAAUACACACAAUAAAGCAGGCUUCCCAUCAACCGCUGUCACUUUCCUAAAAACAGCAGUCAGAUUAAAAGCCAGCUAAGGAGAAGCAUCCUUGUGUUCUGGUGUAUAUUUCACUGUAUACCCAGCUAGAUUUUUGGUACCAGGAGUGCGGUAUCUGACUGUUGAGUGCUCUUUGGCCUUUACUGCAUUUUCUUUCUGGAAUACAGUAGUGGUGGGUACGUUUUGUGGUCAAGGGACUGGAUCACUGGAGAAGAAGGGGACAUCAGUAUCUCCUGCAGAGCUCAAAAGCGUGCUGUCUACUUCAUGCCUGUUACGUGCAUUCUGCAAGUAAAGCAAGUAACGUUACACUGACAUUUUUGACUGCAUCUUUUGAAUUAAAAAGGGAAAUCAAUGGACUUGUGAAAAAAAAGAGUUUAUUUUAACAUGUCACAGUCUGAUAGUGAGGGUCAGUAGUAAAGGGUGCAGCUGAUGAGCCAUGAUAUGGGUUAUAUUCAGGGACAAAUCCAAGAGCUUGGUAGGAAGCAUGCUGAAACUAUGGCAGCUAUUGCUAAUCUCAGUAGAGAGUCAAAGAGGUUUUACAUAUAUGUACCAAGAGAACGUCACAUCCAGCCUUUUCAGUAAAGAUGGUAGAAAUUAGGGGAGAAAUGGUACAGGACCCUCAAGAUAUGGUAUGGUAUGGUGAGGGUCAGUGCCAGACGGAGCAGCUGCUUUCAGCAUGGUAUUGACAGUUUUUAUGGCUUGCUCAGCCAUACCGUUGGACUGAGCGUAGUUUGAACUGAAAUGGGUGAUGUUGAAACCCCAAUCAUGAGCAAAUCGAGCCCUUUCAGCACUGGCAAAGGGUACAUGAUCUGCGAUCAGGGUCUCAGGCACACUGUGUCUCACAAACACUGCCUUGAACUGCACUCUGAGUGAGCCUGAUAUUUUGUUUGACAGCUACUGUAUAGGGCUUCUGGAUAUUUAGAAAAAUAGUCCACUAUCAGAAGAAAUGCUUUUCCCUGAAAGUCGAAAAUGUCAGCAGCCAUCUCCCAUGAGGCUAUCUUCUGCCCUCUGGAACUGGAGAUAAGUGGCUCCUUCUGAUUUUCAGGAAGACUCUGUUGACAGGAACCAAGGGUGUAACUUUGGUUUGAGAGGUUGGGUGGAAAAUGUUUUUGAUUUGAAUCACAUUUCCUGCAUUUACAUACAUUUAGAGACUAUGGAGAUACAAAAUCCAGAAAAAUAAUGAAGUUGAUUAUAAUGAUAAAUUCUGCCAAAAAAGAAUAGUAGGCUACUAAACUAUGUAUAUAAAAGAGAUGUCUUACUUUCUUUAUUGUUUAAUAGCAGCCGAUCACCAAGACUUGAGAGAAUCAUUUCAUUUCAUUUCAAAUGUUCACCAUGUUUUUUUUAGUGUGGGAAUAAAAUUUAAAUAAUGUGAGACUCAAUUUCCACUGUUAAACAAACUUUUAUGUCAAACUAAUUGCUGUACCUGAAAAUGUAAAAUAAAUCACUUUUUGCACAGGACGUUUGUCAGACACAUCCACUAAACCGCAGGGGUUUAGACUAGAAAAAGCAAAAAGCUUAUAUGAACUGUGUGUGUUAACAAAAUAUUCAAACUACUUAUCAUGUACACCUUUUCGCUUUUGUCACCAACAAAUCAAAAUCACCUGGCCCUUCAUCCAUUUUGCUCAAAAUUACUGCUGCCAAUGGGUUAGACAUACCAUACCUUAGCUAUCUUGCACUACCAGUAGAAACAGUGGGUAUUCACCUGUAAGAGUUUGGUUUUCUGGUAGCCAGGGAAGCACAAAACUCUUCAUCUGUGCCAGCUCUCAUUGGCAUGAAUAAAAUAUUGUUCCAAUAGAGAGAUAAA